GGCUUCUGGUCUGUGACAGAGUUCAUGGUAUUUGUUCUGUAAUUGAAUUAUUGAAUUUUUUGUAAAGCAAGAUUUUAUUAUAAGAGAAAAUUAACAACUUUAUUGUACUUAUUAUUGAUGAGAAUGGAUUCUUAACGCGAAGGUAUAAUUAAGGCGACGACAUGGUUGUCUCACCGCAAAGCCCUGCAAGUGAAACUCAAACCGCACAAGUAAAAAAGAACAAUAUGGCGUCCAAACAAACAUCAGUGGCAGAUACAAGAGCUGAUCUAGCCGAAUUAGUUAAAAAAAAGGCUGAAGUCGCUGAAACCUUAGCCAACUUGGAACGGCAAAUUUAUGCAUUUGAAGGAUCAUAUCUAGAGGAUACCCAACUGUAUGGCAAUAUCAUCCGAGGAUGGGAUAGAUACCUUACAACAAACAAAAGUACCAACUCUAAAGCAGAUAAAAGGAACAGGAAAUUCAAAGAGGCAGAAAGACUAUUCUCAAAGUCUUCUAUAACGUCUAUGGCUGCUGUCAGUGGUCUUGUAGACCCUGCUGAAACUAAGAAUGAGAGAAAUAGUGAAACAGAAUCUCAAACUAAUGAGGAUUCUUCAGAUACACAAAUCAGCACUGGAAUGGGUAUGGGAGCCUUGAAUCAUACAACAAUACAUGGUUCCACAGAAAGCAUUGCCUCUAAACCUUCAGGAAAACAGCACACCAAUGGGAGUAUUGAAAAAAACAUUAGUAGUGCUCUAUUAAAACAAAAUGUUUCACAGAAAAUUUCAUCACAAUCUAAUGUGCUCCAAAAAGCAUUUGGAAGUGACAGCAAGAUGUUAUCAGCCGUUGGAUUAGACAGUAGGCCAGGCACACCAAAAGACAAAGAUGGUGGUAGUAGUUUGAUUAACAAAGGUGAUACAACACCAAAUUCAUUGAAACAUAAACUGUCAAAUAGUAGCAAUAACAGCAAUAUUAAGAAGAGCAACAACAAGAAAGCAAGACAUAGAUAAAUAUUAUUAUUCAACUACUUAAUGAAAUUGAUAAUAAUGUACUUUAAAACCAGCAGAGCAGCAGAAAUUUUAUUACGGCAUGCUUAUUAUGGUUAAAAUUUUAUUUUAAUGAAUUACAUGGAUUAAUAAAAUGACAUUUUAAA
This is a messenger RNA of Maniola jurtina (meadow brown), 1126 nucleotides long. RefSeq names its product chromatin modification-related protein MEAF6 (gene Eaf6). The transcript is spliced from 4 exons. Lineage: Eukaryota; Metazoa; Arthropoda; Insecta; Lepidoptera; Nymphalidae. Bases 162 to 983 code for a protein of 273 amino acids. The record is from RefSeq and is a predicted model, not a curated record. Gene Ontology annotation, cellular component: NuA4 histone acetyltransferase complex.